This is a messenger RNA of Vitrella brassicaformis, 2602 nucleotides long. The record is from the annotation of a GenBank genome assembly. NCBI's taxonomy places the organism in Eukaryota, Vitrellaceae.
GAAAGACAGACAGACAGACACAUUUGUGUACGUGUAUACCGAAUGAAUGCAUGAUCGAUGGAUGCAGCUCGCUCUCCUUCUCGCUCACAUCGCUCGCACACCAACACACACCAAGAGAGAGGGGGAAAAUGCCACCACACACAACACACACGCGCUCACACCAUGCCACCACUGCACGCGCACACGGAGUCUCCCCCCCCCAUCCAUCCAUCCAUCCAUCAGCUUGCUACUUCGCUAUACCAGACUCGCGAGUGGGGGCGACGUGGCGCCGCCCUCACUCUGCUGGCCCCCUGCUGGUCUCGUGGCCACGACUACGGCCGCAUCCGACUCACCAUCGCCCCUGCCCCCGGCCUCUUGUGUGUUGGUGUGUUGUUCGGGGGCCGGUGAGAACUCGCGCAGAUAGCUGCGGGCACCCGCUAGCAGAGUGGACCACCUGCACACACGCAGCCAGCCGAGCAGUGCAGAGCAGACGCACCCACACCCACACACAUGCACUGCACUAUACUCCUUCCUCACCUGUGUGUGGAGUGGUCAAUCUGUGCGAUAGACUGGGGCGUCAGGAGAGAGUUGGCGAGGCUGGUGGGGGCCCACUGUGGGUACGCUGUGGCGAUGGGGAUGUUGACUGGUAUGUGGUGUGGAAGCUGCACACCCCCCCCACCACCCCCGGCUGCCCCCUGCUGCUGUGUGGCUCUGACGUCGUUGAGAAUCUCGGUUGCCUCGUCCAGCGCGUGGGAGAGGACGUACACCUGAUUCAACGCAUAUGCCAGGUGGUACUGCAACGACUGAUAGGACUGACAGACAGACAGACAGACAGAUACACACACCACACCCAUAGAGAGAGGGAGGGAGAGAGAGAGAGAGACCUGACAUCGAUCAUGUGCCCGUCUGUCUCUAUGGCAUGAAGCCCCGUGCGCCGCGUUCGGUCCAUCUCACCUCUACUGUCUGUGUCUGGUGCUGUUUGUCCGCCAAUGGUAGUGGCGGGAGCUUGUUGGGGGCAAUAAUCUCGGCUACCCCAUCGGCAGCUAGCUCAUCGCCCGUCUGGCUACUCCCAUCCCGCACACGCGGCUCCACACCCCCCUCUCCCUCCCCCUCCCCCUCGCCCCCAUCCGUCAUGCUCAUCAUCCGCAGCUCAGGACUCUCCGGCACGCUCUCCAGCCUCGUUGACGCAACCACCCCCACCACCCUUUUGGCCUUCACACGACCACCAUUACCACCAAUGGCCCCCCUGAUCUUUCCCUUCCCCAAUGGUGUGUGCGGCGGUGACGAUGGGAACUCUGGAGGGAGCGGCAGGGGCGGCACCGUCAGGUGUGGCGCGUGGAUGGGUUUGGGGCUCGGCGGCUCCGGCAGCCCGCAGACUAGGUCGCGGUUGUCACGGUGUGAGAGGGGCGGGGCGUCCUCAAUCUCGUUCUCGGAGUCGGAUAUGUCGAACUCGGAGAGGGACGAGGCUAUCGACGACAUGCUGGCACAGAGGGGGUGGCUGCGGCGGGGGCGUGUGGGUGAGGGGUGGUACUGCUGCUGCUGCUGGUGGAGCUGCUGGAGCUGCUGGCCUGGCACAGAACCUCCGACGGUGCGGCGCAGCACGGCUAACAUGCGAUGGGUCUCCUCCAGCUGCCAGACACAGACAGACAGACAGACAGAGGUGCAUCAGGACGGUUCGUGUGCCCCACCCUUCGCCCGCCCGCUCACCUUCUUCUUGAUGCUCUUAGCGUCCGACAUGGUCUCCGCCCCGACCAAACUAGUGUUCUUCAACCCUGCACAUACACACACACACACACACACACGUGUGAAUCCAUCCAUCCAUCCCCUCGUUUAUGGGCUGGCUGACCAACCGACCGACCGGCGAGGCCCCACAGUGGCGAUGCAUUAGAUGUUGACGGUGUGAGGCGGAAUGUGGACGACAAACCCGACAACAACGACUGCCCGCCCGGCGAGGCGCUCAAACCUUCCUCCCUCUUCAGGCUCUCCCCCUCCCUCUCCCUCUCUCUCCCACCCACGUGGCGCCCCGCCACCCACUUGCGCUUGACGGGCGACGGGGUGCGGGGCUCCUCUGCUACCAUGCUGCACCCAUCCCCAUCUAUAUGAUGCUCGUCAGCCGCAGCAGAUGCCGCCGCUGCCGCCGCUGCCGCCGCCGACGCAGCACCAUUAUCAUGAUUGGCCGCUAGGUCCAGCACCACCUCGCCGUUCACAUCACCACCAUUGCUGUCGCCCGUCGGCUCCACACAUGGCUUGACGGGUGGCAGCGAUGGAUGGCCAACACCUCUCACUGCAAAGGCCUUGCAGGCCGCUGCUGCUGCUGCUGCCGAAACACUGUUCAUCGUCACGGGCCGCCGAAAAGAGGCGACCGAUCAAAGGGGAAGCGAGGCGGCAGAUCUGGGGUUGAUGUGUGCCACAUCUAUCUGACGACGGGAGCACACAGAAGAGGUCAGGCUAGGCGUGGUGUGUAUGGUGGUAUGCAAACAGAUCUAUAUACCCCCCCGUGGAGUCACCCACCUGUUUGCAAACGCUUUCAUUGGCACCCGCUGUGCAUCAGAGUAGUGAUGCGAUCGACUUGCGGGGCGUGGUUUGUGGCUGUACAGCGGCAGUCAGGCAACCAUGGGAAAGG